Messenger RNA from Myripristis murdjan (pinecone soldierfish), 2668 nucleotides. RefSeq names its product autophagy related 3 (gene atg3). The coding region runs from base 108 to 1061 and encodes 317 amino acids. The transcript has 12 exons. Gene Ontology annotation, biological process: glycophagy; nucleophagy; autophagy of mitochondrion. Gene Ontology annotation, molecular function: Atg8-family ligase activity. NCBI's taxonomy places the organism in Eukaryota, Metazoa, Chordata, Actinopteri, Holocentriformes, Holocentridae. Gene Ontology annotation, cellular component: phagophore assembly site; cytosol. The record is from RefSeq and is a predicted model, not a curated record.
UGUUGGUCGUCUGACCUAUCAUAUGACCAGCUGUCGUUUGUGACACUCAGCUGGAGUAUGUGUUGAUCAUAAUUUUGUUGGAAGACUGUUUACGUUCGUUCGACAAGAUGCAGAACGUCAUAAACUCAGUGAAAGGCACGGCGCUCGGCGUGGCGGAGUUUCUCACCCCGGUUCUCAAGGAAUCGAAAUUCAAAGAAACAGGAGUAAUUACACCAGAAGAGUUUGUGGCUGCUGGUGAUCACUUGGUUCACCACUGCCCCACGUGGAAAUGGGCAUCUGGUGAAGAGGCCAAGGUGAAGCCAUAUUUGCCGCAGGAUAAACAGUUUCUCCUAACACGCAAUGUUCCCUGUUACAAGCGCUGUAAACAGAUGGAGUAUUCAGAUGAGCUGGAAGCCAUCAUAGAAGAGGAUGAUGGAGAUGGGGGCUGGGUGGACACUUACCACAACUCAGGUGUGUUAGGAGUUACAGAUGCUGUGCGAGAAAUCUCAUUGGAUAAUAAGGACAACAUGAAUAUGAAUGCCAGUCCUGCAGUAUGUGGCAAUGGGGACGAUGACGAUGAUGAUGACGAAGACGGAGAAGCAGCAGAUAUGGAAGAAUACGAGGAAAGUGGCCUAUUGGAAACAGAUGAGGCAACCUUGGACACCAGUAAAAUGAUAGAAGCUAAAGCCAAAGCCGAGCCCGGGAGUGAAGAUGCCAUUCUUCAGACAAGAACAUAUGACCUGUACAUUACAUAUGAUAAAUACUACCAGACCCCUCGACUCUGGCUGUUUGGAUAUGAUGAGGACAGACAGUCGCUGAGUGUAGAACAGAUGUAUGAGGACAUCAGCCAGGACCAUGUGAAGAAGACAGUCACCAUUGAGAACCAUCCCCACCUUCCUCCUCCAGCCAUGUGCUCUGUCCAUCCCUGCAGACAUGCUGAGGUGAUGAAAAAGAUUAUCGAGACUGUGGCAGAGGGAGGAGGAGAGCUGGGAGUGCACAUGUAUCUUUUGAUUUUCUUGAAGUUUGUCCAAGCUGUAAUUCCCACAAUAGAAUAUGACUACACAAGGCACUUCACCAUGUAGCUUGAUCCAUACAAAUGUGCUACUGCAGAUAUCUUCAGAUGGGGGAGGAACAGGAUUUCUGCCCUCAUCUCACAGCAAUGACAACAGCAAGUUGAGAUUACAUCAGGGAAUGGGAUUCUGGAAUAUUGGUGUUACUCUGAAACACUUUGCAUAGGGAUAGGACCAUUGAGAAUGUUGGCCUGCAAUAAGGCCAUCAGAUCAUGUCUUUCCCAGUGAAACAGGCUUCAUAUGGUGACCAAUCUCACAGUCUUUUUUGGAGACUUUUUUUUGGAGAAUUUUAACAGUCUGCUGCUCCUCCCCCUUUCCACUCUCCUUUAUUUCAAACCUAAAAUAUUUUCAGAAAUACUGCAAACUUGGGUAUUGCCAAACCUUUAGCGUUUUAAUAAAAUAUAGAUGGGUUCAUUACAUAAUAACAGGCCUGUUUCUAUGGAAGUGCAAUACACUCACUUAAGAAAAAAAUAUCUCAGAAUUAGGAGAAAAUUUUCAUGGAUUUUUUUUUUUUUUUUGCGCUUUUCUGAAUUACUGGGAUAAUUAUCUCAGAAUUCUGAGACAAGUUUUCAUGAAAAAAAUGUGCUGUUUAAUUAAGUGAAUUAUCUCAUUGAUUUAGAACAAUAGCCUUUUCCACAUAAAAAAAAAAAAAAAAAAAAAACCUUCUCUCAAUUGAGAUAAUUAUCCCAGUAAUGCAGAAAACCCCUUUUUUUCUUUCUUGGGUGGAUGCAGUAUGCUUCUGUCUGUUCCUCACUGUUUCCAUUGCACUUAAAAAAUCUGCAGUCGUCAGUACUUGACUGCCAUGUCUUCAGUAUAAAUGGCACGGGUGGGCUGUCUGUUGUGCUUGGCUACACUAUAUUCACCCUAAAAUCAUACCAAUAGCUUCAGAUUGUCUUUGGUCAGCAAAUGCUUAUCAAAAUCUUGCUCAGCUCCAAAUAUUAAAAGAAAAAAACUGAAAUACAAAUGGAUUCCUGCUGUCAGCAUCUCCAUUGUCAGUAAUAGUCUCUGAACUACUGUAUCAAAUAGCAUCAUAAACGUCAUUAUAUUGUCAUAGUCCUUAUACCUCACUAGUUCCCAUGGCAGUGCACUUGGGUAACAUGUUCUUCUUUUUUUCUCGGGCUUUUGCAACCUUCUGCUUUCUGUCCCUUGCUGCUGGCUCGUGUGGAAACCCUUGAAAUGGCCAAGAAGUUUCUUUUCAGCAGCUCUGCUUUCUCAGUCUUGUCUCUUUGGAGGUGUGUUUCAGAUUGUAUCAUAAUCGUUAUGCAUAAGGACCCCUCUCUGAAAGUUGCCUGAAAUCACAGUUGUGCAACAUUUUCACAACAUGAAUGGAGCAUCCUUUUACUCUAAAGCCACUUAACGCCGUUCCAUACAUCUUUCGAAAAAAGUCUUGAUGUUUUGGUUGUUUACAAGAUUGUGGAUAAUGAAUAGUUAACUAUAUUUGGAUAAUUAUAGCAGCAUGUUGCUGAGAGUACUUAACAUACAUCUAAUAAAGUACCUGAUUCAAUAACUCUAUUUUUCUGCUGCUUGCUGAUCUGUUUCCUGAUGUAAGUGUUCAGCUGUAACACCCGGCAUUUAAACUAAUGUACAGUUAUCAAUAAAGAUGUUGCAAAUAUUGCAAA